Molecule: messenger RNA, 3603 nt
Organism: Pelmatolapia mariae (spotted tilapia)
Lineage: Eukaryota; Metazoa; Chordata; Actinopteri; Cichliformes; Cichlidae
Gene: slc25a21
Product: solute carrier family 25 member 21
Exons: 11
Coding region: 117-1016 (299 amino acids)
Source: RefSeq, a predicted model, not a curated record
CGUGGGCUGCCGCUACAGGAGCAGAGAAACCUCUGAGUCAACCGUACGGGGCAGGACACCACCGAGCAGCCUCACCGAAGAGCACGAAACCCACAGGGCAUCUAAAAACACUAAAAAUGACAGCCACAAAGCCACAGAGCAUGCUCCGAGAAGCCUCUCGUCAGGUCAUCGCCGGUGGAUCCGCUGGUCUGGUAGAGAUCUGCUUGAUGCAUCCCCUCGAUGUGGUGAAGACGAGGUUUCAGAUCCAAAGAGGAACCACUGACCCCACCAGCUACAAGAGCCUGGGUCACUGCUUCCGGACAAUUUUCCAGAGUGAAGGAGUAUUUGGAUUCUACAAAGGAAUCCUGCCUCCUAUUCUGGCAGAGACACCAAAGAGAGCAGUCAAGUUUUUCACCUUUGAGCAGUACAAGAAGUUGCUGAAUUUGACCCCUUUGUCUCCCGGUGUGGCGCUGUCUGCAGCAGGGCUUGGUUCUGGCUUGACUGAGGCUUUAGUGAUCAAUCCAUUCGAGGUGGUGAAAGUCAGUCUCCAGGCCAACAGGGAUUCCUUCAAAGAGCAGCCCUCCUCUUUUGCCCAAGCAAGACGGAUAAUUAAGUCAGACGGCUUUGGACUGAGGGGCCUUAAUAAAGGAUUAACAUCAACACUGGGGCGCCAUGGAGUUUUCAACAUGAUCUACUUUGGCUUCUACUUCAAUGUCAAGGACGCUAUUCCUACCAGCCCGGACCCUACCCUAGAGUUCCUGCGCAAGUUUACCAUCGGCCUGUUGUCUGGGACCAUCUCCUCCUGUGUGAAUAUUCCCUUCGAUGUAGCCAAGAGCCGGAUCCAGGGCCCCCAGCCAGUGCCAGGAGAGAUCAAGUACCGCACCUGCUUCCAAACCAUGGCACUAGUGUACCGCGAAGAGGGGUAUUUGGCACUAUAUAAGGGAUUGGUUCCCAAGAUAAUGAGGCUUGGACCAGGUGGAGCAGUAAUGCUGUUGGUCUAUGAAUAUGUGUCUGAGUGGCUGCAGAGAAACUGGUAACAAAACAGAGAACCCCACAAUGGUGCCUUAUGAACUGUGCCUUAUUGCAAGUAUUGUUACCUGAUCAGAGUCAUAUCAGAAUAAAUUCGAUUUUUUUUAUCUUAAAUACAAAAAACUCAAAAUACCAAAUCCGCAUUAUAUUAUGUUUUAAAAUGCAGCUUUCAUUUCCCAUAUUCAAAAUGCUACAACAUAUUAUGAGUCUGAAGGAACUGUUCUUUACCUGAAAACAGUCUUCAUUGAGUUUAAAAUCAUUGACAAAUCAGUGUUCCUAAUGAAGUCAUGCAUUAACAUAGUGUUUUCACAUUUCAUUGGUUGUAGUUCUCAUGCUUUUCUUCUUUUUUGUGCUCAUCUCACUGGUUUGGUGCACCAAUCACAGAUUAAAUAGACAAAGACAAAGUAGACUGAGCUGAACGCUUCAGAAUAUGAACUCUAUUUAUAUAGAAAUACUUGAAAUGUGUUCAAAUGACAUAAAACACCAAAAAUAGAGUGAAGGCAUUUUUGUGAUUAUCCUGAUUUCUGUCUAUUUACAGCUAUACUUGAACACAUAUCCUCAAUUAAGAUGAGUUUGUGCAACGAUCCAUCUCCAGUCUCCUAUUUUAUCACAUCAUAAUAUAUAUACAUAUUCAUCUUUUUAUGGUAUAUGUAUUCAUAAAUGCAAAUACAAGAUGCAAUCAGGAAGUUCAGACACAGUGCGUAUAAAACAGUAAAAUCAUAUUUAAAUUUAAAUUCAGCAGCCUUCAAGAACACCUCAUUGUGCAGCAAAGCACUGCUCCCAGUGCUACUGCAACUUUUGGAGGAUUCCUUGGAAGUCUGCUUUUUGAUUACACCUAUCUUCAUCCAUGUACUACUGAGCCUUAGCAGAAAUAGUGUUUUAAUGUCUAACAAGAACACUGACGCUUAUUGCAAACGUUUUUAAUGCAUAUGUUUUUGCCGGUUUGUUCUUAAUACGCUGAUCAAACUUGGCACCAGAAGCCAGUGGCAUCGCAAAGGCACGCAGAGAGUCUCUUUUGAUGUCGUUCCAUAAUUAUACUGGAUGCUGGGGGCAACCGUCCUGCCUGAGACAAUCAGUCACAAAACUGUCAACAUCUUUGGGAGCUUCCUGUUUUCCACGUUAUUUAAAACAACAACAACAACAACAAUUUAACAUGCAGUUCAGUUUUUUCAAUAAUCAUUUUCUGGCUUUGUCAAGAUAGGUGCUAUGGAAAAUAUGAAGGUUUUGCUUGCAGCAUGCCACUGUCAACAUUAACCCUGCACCAUGAAAAUGGACAGUGUUCAAUGGGAUUCUUCUGUUUUUAAUGUACCUCCAAAAAAAAUCAGAGUUUUAUAUGUUUUCAAGGUUUUAUUGAUAAAAUGUUGUGUGGAUUUUCCUUUUUAAGUCUUUCCUGAAAAAAAAAACCUCAAAACAAAAUUAACAACUGGACAGUUCUUGCAUGUAUUGCUAACAAAUAAAAAGAAAAAAUGAACCCACACUUUCGUCACUGUAUAAUUGUGUGUUGCGUGUCCUGUAACAGUAGAUUCAUGUUGUUGUUUUUGUCUUAACUGGGACCGUUUCAUCUUGGCAUUGCUAUAAGAAUAUCCCCUUUCUACAGUUUGCCACUUCAUCACUCUCCUUUUUGUCAUCCGAGCGCUUCGUAGCCAACUUAGUGUCAGUCUUUCUCUCUCUGGCGGGUAGUCAGCGCUCGAACAUUUAGUGCAAGCUAAAAUAACAAGCCCCAAGAAAUUCAAAUGGGGCUGCAGGAAUCGAGGGGGUUACCACACACAUUCUCUUUCUCUCUCUCGCAGUCUGUUUCUUAUACAAAUAUUCAAAAACACAUAUAUACACACACCUGUUGCACAGCCUUAGGCAUAGUGGCUUCUCUAAGAGACUCAUCUUAACUUCAUCUGGUAGCUGGUAUAGUGAGCCACGUUGGCAUUUGACAGUCAUCAUUAAUGUGGGAGUCACUCUCUGCCAAAAUGGAACGGCUCCUAGUUUUUGCCUAGGGGCCCGCGGUGAGAGACUAACAACUGUGGCUUGCAGACUGAUGGAAUUGUAAGCGCUUAACCUGUCCUUUAUGUAAUGGAGUUCUGAAUCUGUAUCUGUAUUUUAAAAGCUUGUGCAACUUUACCAUGAAUUCCCUGCACACUGCAAUAAUCAUAAAUCUUGUCUCCCUCACGUCAUUUUCUUUGCGCCCUUUAUAUGGAUUUUCCCACCCUCGUCUGUAACAUCUCAAUUCAGUGGCUCCGCUUUGACAGGGCUGCAACCUGGGCAUGGCUCUACCUGUCUUUCCCAGUGCAAAUGUGGUUAAUGAUUAGUAUAUUAAAAUGUCUGCAAUUUACACUGUAGGUAAAAAGCAGUCAGCCAUGCAUAUACACACACAAAGACACGGCACCAGACGUGAUUUUUAAAAACACGGCACUUAUUUUUUUCCAUUUUGCUCACCUGUCUCCUCACUGUUGUUGUUUUAAGACAUUAAGAAAACAUUCUGGCUGUUGUCAGCUGCUUUUAAAAGUGUUCAUUGAGCAGAAGCACGCAUGAAGUCCUGUAUUCAGCCGGUAUUACUUUCUCUGCUCUGUGUUACUCUGUAAAUGGCUGUCUUGCUUCUAAUUG